UGGGUUGAAAACACCAACAUUAAAAGUUGCGACUGUCUGAAACUAUUUUCUUCUUGUGAGAGCUAGUGAGGAAGAAAAAUCAGGUGAAUAUGGCUUACAACCUUGAAUCCCUUGUCCAAAUCCUAGAGCAGUUGCUGGAUCAUCACCAGCCUCUUUGGGUUCUUGAUCCCAACAAGAAACCACGACUUGAAUCCCUCUUAAAGAAGGCCUGUUUCUUGAAAGAGUUUUUCGAAAAUUCUUCUUCAGCGGCGACUAGCUAUAGAUUACAAAGUGUGGAGAGUCGAAUCAGAGAUGUAGCGUAUAAGGCAGAAGAUGUUCUUGAAUCCCAUCUCGUGGAUCAACUUCUUUCAAGCCCUGAAGGUGAGAGCUUCAUUUUCUCCCCUCCAGAUCUGGAUUUGGAGAAAGUAACUGGAGAACUUGACUCUGCAAAGGAAGAGAUGAUGGCGAUUAUGGAAGGGCGUGAUAUGCAUUUGAAAUAUCGACUCAUAGGGGGAAAAUCUGAACUUGAGGUUAUCCCUAUUGUGGGCAUGGGAGGCAUUGGUAAGACUACUUUGGCCCGAAACCUUUAUCACGAUCCCUCUGUUAUUUCCCACUUUGAUGUUCGUAUAUGGGCUACAAUAUCACAAGACUAUAGUGAGGGAGGGAUUCUGAAUGGCCUCCUUCGUAGUAUUUGGGUUAGUCACCCGCUUUUGCUGCUUGGUAAUGAAAGAAUGGUAGAGGAAUUGUAUAAAGGUUUGAAGCGUCGGAGAUAUCUGAUUGUUUUAGAUGAUAUAUGGAAUAAGAAGCCGUGGACAGUUUUAAGAAAGUGCUUUCCGGAUGAUGGAACCGGAAGUCGCAUCAUUGUCACCACUAGGCUAUUGGAAGUGGCUGAUUACAUUGCCUCAGGGAGCUCAUAUCACCACAUGAAUCCUCUGAAAGAUGAUGAAAGCUGGAAGCUUCUUCAUCAAAAGGUAUUUGCAGCAGAAGAAACUUGCUCUUCUGAACUGGUGUCUAUCGGGAGAAAUAUUGCAGAAAAUUGCAGAGGACUACCUCUUGCAAUUGAUGUGGUUGGUGGACUUCUAUCUCAGGCAGAGAGAUCGCAAGUGUUCUGGGAGCAAGUUGCAAAGGAUAUAAGUGAAGCCGCAGCUGACAAUACUACUGCACACUUGUUCCAAAUAUUAUCAGUGAGUUACAAUUAUUUGCCUCAUCAUCUUAAACCAUGUUUCCUUUAUAUGGGCAUUUUCAAAGAAGAUUCUGAGAUCCGUGCCUCCAAACUCAUCAAAUUGUGGGUGGCAGAGGGAUUUCUGAAACCAAUAUCAGGUAAAAGCUUGGAGGAGGCUGCGGAGAUGUACCUAAAGGCUCUCGCUGACAGAAAUCUUAUUUGUGUCCCACGAGAAGAGUUUAAAGGAAAUGUGAAAAGCUACAGUAUACAUGAUCUCUUGAGGGACCUGUGUGUGAGGAAAGCUUAUGAAGAGAACUUUCUAUUCCUCAAGGCACGGUAUAUCCCAGGAGACGUGAGUUCACGUCGUGUCUGUGCUCAUAGAAUACAAGAUAUUGAUAGACCCUUGGAUCAAAUGCGGCUAACCCGUUCUGUUCUAUUUAUGGGUAAUGUAAGUUGGAUGAUAUUAUCCCCUUUGAUUUCUGCAUUCAGAUUGUUGAGGGUACUGGAUAUAUUGAGCAUAGGAUGUAUACUGUUUCCAGGGGAAAUAAUACAAUUGGUCAACUUAAGGUACCUUGCUCUACGCACUUCUAAAGUACCUUCCUCAAUAUCUAGACUGUGGAAUUUGCAAGUUUUAAUUGUUGAAGCAAUUGCGGACUCGUUUAACCGGCAUGUAGUGACGCCUGAAAUAUUAGAGAUGACACAAUUAAGACACAUCAAGUUCAAGGGAUUUUGUGUCUGGUAUGAUGAUCAGUAUAGGGAACAUAUUGUUGUCCAAGAUCAGCUGCAAAGUCUAUCUACCAUAGCAGUCUCUGGACUUACUGACAGGGUUCUUCGGACUAUCCCAAACCUGAAGAAAUUAGGAAUCUUUUGUGAUGAAAAAUUUGAUCAUGUGAGAGAUCUGUCCCGUCUUCAUAAACUCCACUCACUCAAAUGUUCAUCCGGGCUUUAUGUUCACCAUCACUCCGAUUUGUCUAAUCUCAUUUUUCCGGAUUCCCUCAAAAAGUUGGCUCUACAACAUUGUGUAAUUCAUGAUCCGCAUAUGAGUAGAAUCGGUAACCUGCCCAAUCUUCAAAUUCUCAAAUUAAGUAAUUGUGGAAUCAAAAACCGAAAGUGGAAGGUAAAUGAAGGGGAGUUCUGCCAACUAAAGUAUUUGAUAAUGGAACACUUGCAUAUGGAUUUCUGGGCAGCCGAUGAUAUCUGUUUCCCAAGACUUGAGCACCUGAUUAUUCGACAUUGCGCAUGGCUCCCUGAAAUCCCUUAUGGCAUCGGAGACAUUCCAACACUCAAAGUAAUUGAGGUGCGUCAAUACUUGCCUCCUCUGCUGGAUUCAGUAAGAAUGAUACAGAAAAAACAGGAGAAAAAUGGCAAUGAUGGCCUUGAAGUUCGUUUAAGCACCACCACUCUGUUACAGUAAUAAUCUUAACUUCUUUUUUCUAUUAAAAAAAACGAAUCUUAUUGUCUCCCGCACCGAUAUUACAUUGCCCUUACUUUUUGGCUUAUGGGAGAUUUUUUACCUAUUAAUAUUCUAUUAAUAUUUUCACAAUAACCCAAAAUUAUAUGUGAUGAAGAUCUUCAUUACUUUAACCUGUAAUUGAUCAAACAAAUAAACACAUUUUGUCCGGUAUCUGGAUGAUCUUGAGUAGGAGAGGAGAUUAAUUGAGAUAUCUUGGUUAUCAAACAAAUCAACUCCCAGAUAACACAAAUAACAAGGUUCACAAUCACCUUUCAUCGCUUGAUCUACUGAGCCUUUGUAAUUGAGGUGCGUCGAUACUUCCCUCCUCUGCUGGAUUCAGUGAGAAUGAUACAGAAAAAACAGGAGAAAAAUGGCCAUGAUGGCCUUGAAGUUCGUUUAAGCACCACCUGAUGGGGAUCUCGUGAGCAGUAGAUGAUUGAGCAAGGCUGACCAAUAGGUCACACGCGAGGUCGCAGGUCAACAUGGCAAAAGAACAUUUGUAAGAUCGCAAUUGAAGGUCGCAGGAUUACACGUGGCAUCUUGUGGCUGGAUGAUGUCUCUUUCGGGUUGGGCGGAUCCGAAUCCGACCCAUAAAUCCAUCCAGACAGGUGUCUUGCCGUGGAAUAGCUUAGUCACUAUAUGCGCAAGCAUGGCAGCGACACCUAUGCCAAGGGUGGGGCCCAACUCCACCAUCUAUAAAUACUCCAAGUUUGAGAGAGAGGAGAUCAACUGAUUCGGAUCGGUGACGUGAGAGGUCGUGGUCGGAGAUCGUGACCAAACGUGAUCGAGUCGAUCACCACCCAUGUCGUUUAAGCACCACCACUCGGUUGACAACACAACCAAC
Molecule: messenger RNA, 3438 nt
Organism: Sesamum indicum (sesame)
Lineage: Eukaryota; Viridiplantae; Streptophyta; Magnoliopsida; Lamiales; Pedaliaceae
Source: RefSeq, a predicted model, not a curated record